AUGGGGGAAAGGCUUUGGGAACCGUCGGGUUGCCCAGUACCUGGGUAAAUUGGGGUUACUGGUGCUGGGAAAGCAGCUCCUGGAGCUGUCGGGUUGUCGGUACAGGGAACUGCUGGGAUUAUGUGACACUGAGGGCACUGACGAUGCCCCCGGGAUGCUGCCGUCGGAGGGCACCAACCGGGACCGGCCCCAGGGAACCGCCGGGGGGGAAAGGCAGGGAGGGGGGAAUCGAUGAGCACCGCCCGCUCGGGGCGGUCCCAGCCCACCGGGAGAGGAUAAAAGCCAGGCUGGGAGCGGGGCCGGGGGAGCCGGGCAAGAUGAGCGCUGCCCCAGGCACCUCCCGCGCCCCACAGCCGCUGCUCCGCUUCCCCGACGGGGCGGGCGGUCCUGCGGCGGGGACGGAGAACCGAGCUCCAGGGCCCUUCCCCUGCCCGGGGGGACCAAGGAAGAGGCGGCGGACCACGUUCAGCCGGGGGCAGCUGUCAGAACUGGAGAGGGCUUUCGCCGCUGUGCCCUACCCGGACAUCGCCACCCGAGAACGCCUUGCUGAGCUCACGCAGCUGCCUGAGGCCAAGAUCCAGGUUUGGUUCCAGAACCGCCGUGCUCGCAGGAUCCGCAGCGCCAAACCGGAGCCACCACUGUCACCACCACCAGGGGAACAGGAUCCGCCCGUGGUCACCCCCGAAAGCACCAUCCCGGUCCCCACGCUGCCACCAUCGAGAGCCCACAGCCCUGCAUGGGGCCUCCCCACCUCGCUGGGCUCUAUCUCUGACCUUAUCUACAGUGCAGCCAUCACCAAUCUGGGCGAGCCGUAAGCGGGGUGCGCUGGGGCUUAAUGCCCUGAGUUCAUUAGGGUGUGGAAUUACUGCUGGGCCCAGCGGUCCCUACGAUGCCAUCCAAUAUCCUAAAUGCUGGUGCAGCCGUGACGGGGCCAGCUCCCAAUCAGCCCCCCUAAUACCAACUAAUCUUUUGGAAAAAAUACCUUAAUCUGAGGCAGGAUCCGCGGAUGAUUGUGGCGUGGCCGCCCCUAAUCCUCAGGCACGUUUGCAGGUGCCGGCAGAUUUCCCCGUAUCAGAUAUUAAAGCGUGUUCACUGAA
Messenger RNA from Lagopus muta (rock ptarmigan), 1097 nucleotides. It is a transcript of the gene SEBOX, whose product is annotated as SEBOX homeobox. The coding region runs from base 144 to 815 and encodes 223 amino acids. The transcript is spliced from 2 exons. Lineage: Eukaryota; Metazoa; Chordata; Aves; Galliformes; Phasianidae. The record is from RefSeq and is a predicted model, not a curated record. Gene Ontology annotation, molecular function: DNA binding.